GUCAAGGAUGGUGUAAGUUUUCGGAAGUGCAUUAUUUUUAUCGAUAUCAAAAUUGUGACAAAAGUUGGCAUUUUGUGAUUAUGACUGAUGUUCCACUCCGGCUUAACGUGACAUUUUUAAGGAAACAAAUAUAGCCAAAACAGGACAAUGCAGUAAAAACUUUGCAUAAUAAAAAAGAUAGGCUUCCAUAUUAACUGAGACUUGGUCAUCAUAAUCUAUUCUGCAUUUAGACAUGACCAAAUUCACGCUGCGAUGAAUCUGUCCUAGAUCUAGAAACAACGGAUUUUGAACAAUAUGGCACAAGGACCCAUUAAUGAAAAUGAGAGGCCAGUUGAAGCCCUCCAGAAAUGCUUUUCAUUUCUGCGAGAUAACUUACACACAGACAAACUAUUAUUGGAUCACCUGUUUUCCCAAUCAAUACUCUCUGAUGAGGAUAAAGAUGGAUUGAAAGACGGGAAGGAGUACAUGUAUAGUACCAAACUGCUGAAGUCGAUUCUGAGAAGUGGAACUGAAGACUGUAGAAGAUUUAUAGAUGUCUUAAAACAGUCCCAGUUGUGGACACAGUUCAAGGAGCAGCUGACUAAAGAAGCUGAAAGUGGAGAUGUUAAGAUGACCAUGGGCUUUAUCAGGGAUCACCGAAAGAUAUUGUUGCUAGAGAUGGAGCCUUCACUGCUAGCAGACCUUCUGCUUGAAAAGUUUCUCCUUGAUAUAAAAGAACAUGAUGAAGUGGAGGGAAUUUGCAAUAGGAAAAGAAAAUGCCAGGUUUUGUUGUCCUUUCUUGAGAAGCACAAAGAUGAAGUAGAGAAGUUUGGAUAUGAGUUGCAAAGAUCAAAAUGUUUCCCGGCAAUGGUUGAAAUGAAGGACGCUUUUCCAGACAUACCAGAUAAUCCGAUGGAUUGUUUGCGAUGGAACUACAGAUCACUUUGUCGAAGCAUUUGCAAACAGAAUGUAUAUGAUUAUCUGGUGAAAAACAAUGUUCCAAUACUACAGAAAGAUUGUAUACCAACAAAAUGUCGGAUUAUCAAAGCUGCUCUGCAAACGCAAGAGGGAUGUAGGAUUUUAUUGAAUUACAUAGCUAAUGAGGAAAUUCCAUUAUUUUACAAAGUGGCAAAAAGAUACUGGCUUAGAAAGCAACGGGAAAGGAGACACAUUAAAUUUUUUAUUGAACCAGAGCAGCUACAUUGUGAGUUUGAUUUCCUGCUGAGUGAGGUGGAACCGAUUCCACUGAGUGAUAUCUUGUUGGAGGAGAAAAUAUUUUCUGUGAGUGAACAUGAUAAAGUACAGUCAGAACCUUCAAGAAAAAAGCAAGCUGAGUAUAUCCUAUGGCAUUUAAAAAACCACUUUAACCAGCCAAUUCAAGACAACUUAGGAUACUGUUUUGAUGAGUUGGGAUGGGUGGCAGUGAUAGGGAAGCUUAAACGGAAGGAGUCACCCUUGGAGGAUUCAGUAGAGCUGAAAUCUACAGGUCAAGAAGAGGAAGGAUUCAUUAUCUUGAAGCCAGAUGAAGCAGGGAUACAGUGUGCUUAUGAGGGAAACCUUCCAUCCAACUUUGAUUUAACAAUAUCUUUACCUCACAUGGUCGACGAAAGCAAACUGGCUGAAACCAUCAAACUUUUGAACCGUGAUAGUGCAUUACGGAGUCGACUCUCACAACUCAGUCAUAUGGUGAUUGAGAAGGCAGAGAGUUCACUCACCCUCCACUUAUCCACCCUUACUGAUGAGGCUGGGAAGCGCUUUUUGGCGAACCAUGGCAGAUUGAUUGAAGAAGUGGUUAAAACUGUACUGGACAUGGUAGACUGUUCAGAGAAAUUGUACGAAGCAAAGGAACCAUUGAAAUUACAAGUCAAGCUCACCGAGGCAACAUCGAGUUCCAAAAAGAAAGAUGAUACAUCAGAUGUUCAAUGCUUGAUUCAACUGAAAAUACAAGAGAACUGGGAGAUACUGAUUGAGGAAUUAGAGCCCUGUCAAAUGUUGGCAUGCUUCAAAAAGAAAGGCUUAUUGAUGCAGGAUGAUGAACGAUAUGUUCUAGAGUUGAAUGAACGCCAGGCUAGGGUUGAGGCCCUUUUAAGGAUCCUCCUAAAGAAAUCAAAUUCCAGAAUGUUACAAUAUUUUGUUCAGCUGCUGAAACAAAUGGACAAAACUGAAUUAGCUGAAAAAUUUGACAGUGGAGAUGUGAACAUAGUACACCAAGAAGCAGAGAUGGUCAGAAAAUGUCUUCUGCUGCAUUUUCAAGAAGCACUAGAGGAAAUUGACUCCUACACCAUAGAGGAGACUCUGAGAAAAUGUGGGGAGACUGCACCGGAGAACAUCAAGCCCAGAUCUGGGUUCAGUAGGAGAGGAAGAGCUUAUCAAUUUCUCAUGUUUGUAUUUGAGAAUGAUGCUCUUGUUUUAGAGUUGAAGAACGUUCUGGAAGACCGAGGACUGGGUCAUUUUUUCAGCAUCUUCCUUGCUGAUGUAGAAGAAGACACCAAAGACAAAGACAUAAAAGCUGAUGGAAAGGAGUUAAGGGAGCAAAAUUUCUUCAGUUGUAAUUAUAUAUUAACUUUGAAAGACGGUUAUCAGCCUCGACAUGGGCAUAUGGAUAUGGACUUCUUCAUGGAUCGUGAAGAUUUCCUUGAAUAUCCUGAACAUCUGUUGCAUGGAUACGAGAGAGGUACAGAAAGAAUGUUCAGAGACCCACUCCAAGGAGACUUCCUCUUAAAAAGAAAAAUGAUGAUGAUGAUGAUGGGGAUUCCCUCACGAAGAAACAGAAUGCGAUACAGAAAAGCAAAAACUGAUGUACCAGUCACAUUUGAACCAGAGAAAAAAAACUCCUGGCCAGUUGUUGCAGCACUUGACUUUGGGACGACAUAUUCUGGUUUUGCAUUUUCUGAUAAAGACAAUCCGUUAGAUAUUGUGGCAGGAAAAUGGAAUUCUUCUGAUUUACUGGAAUCUCCUAAAAUCCCAACGUCACUUUUACUUGGAGCCAGUGGUGAACUGGUGGCCUUUGGCUAUGAGGCUGAGAAGAGAUUCCGAGAACUGGUGGAAGAAGAUCAGAAUCAAGAUUUCAGGUUUUUUAACCGACUGAAAAUGGAGUUACAUGCAGAUAAAUCACUUGAUGAAACACUAGAGGUGUUUGACCACUUGGGUCGUCCAAAGAAAGCUCUAGAGGUAGUUUCAAUUGCUAUCAAAUACCUCUGUGAUCAGUGCAUGAAGAUGCUAACGGAGAAAGGCGUAAAGAAGGAUGAUGUUCUUUGGGUGGUGACAGUACCAGCUAUAUGGGAUGACUUUGCAAAGCAGUUCAUGAGGAAAGCAGCAGAAAAGGCUGGUAUUCCAAGAUGUCAAUUAAAACUUGCUUUCGAACCUGAGGCAGCAGCCAUUUAUAUCGUCAAAGGAUCCAGAACUGAUCUAACAAGUGAAUCUAUCAACAAGUAUGGCAGCGGCACCCAGAUUCUGCUUGUGGAUCUAGGAGGAGGUACAGCUGAUUUCUCCCUGAUGGGUGUGACAGAAGAUCAGAGACUCAAGGAGCUUCACCAGGCCAGUGGGGGUGCUUGGGGAGGAAACACAAUCAAUGCCAAAGUCUGGAAAAUCCUAGAGGACAUACUCGGCGAAAACGUUAUCAAAGAGUUUAAGAAACAAACAUCCGACUUCAUGGAAAUGGAGAGUAAUAUUGAAUUGAAAAAGAGAGACCUUUCGGCAGAAAAUAAACUGUUAUUGAGAAUGUACCCGUCCCUUUCAGAGAUUUGUAAUGACUUGUCAGGGAAGACAUACAAACAGCUGGUGGCAGAAUCCCAAUAUGCAGAUGUGGUGAAAGUACGCACUGGUAAAAUCAUAUUUGAGACUGAAAUCAUUGAUAAAAUUUUUGAACGAACUUUAACAGAGUCAUUUGCCAUAAUGGAAAAGCUUUUAAAACUUGGAACCAAAGUGGAGGACAUAAUAAUGGUGGGAGGAUUUUCCGAUUCAGAAAUCAUCCAAAAGCAAUUUCAGAAAAAGUUUAGUGACUGUGGAGUGAUUAUUCCAACUGAUCCAGGAUUGGCAGUGCUGAAAGGAGCUGUUAUUUUCGGACAUGAUGACCAUCUCAUCAAGUCGAGACUUUGCCCACACACUUACGGAGUUGAAGUCCUGAAAUACUUUUUGUCAUCUGAUUUGGAAAUUAACAAGAAAGUAAUAAAUGGCACAGCUUACCGUACUGGAACCUUUGAGAAACUUGUUACCAUAGGAGACACAGUGGAAGUGGGGAAAACAGUGGAAAGGGAAUUUUUUGCUUCUAGUAAUACUGCAAAAAGAUUAGAGUUAAAAUUUUAUCGAACUGAUAAACAAUUUGUACAGAGUGUUACUGAAGAAGGAUGUGAGUGUAUCGGUAGGCUGACAGUGAAUUUAUCAGGCCCACCAGAUGGCACUGAUCACUUAGUUCUCAUUUCCUUGCAGUUUGGUGAAACAGAAAUCACAGUGCGUGGGCUGGACAAGACGUCAGGACAGAUUGUAGUUACAGAAAUUGAUUUUCUCGGGAAAAAUUCAUAGUGUGCCUCUUUGUGUCCCAUCAUAUUUGUGUAUUCAUAAUUUUAUAGACAAAUUUUUAAUAAAUACACGUAUCUGUUCGAUACUGGUUAUUAAGUACAUGUACUAGUAUUUGUCUUGUACAAUUAAAAUGUAUGAAUUGAA
Molecule: messenger RNA, 4641 nt
Organism: Ostrea edulis (European flat oyster)
Lineage: Eukaryota; Metazoa; Mollusca; Bivalvia; Ostreida; Ostreidae
Exons: 17
Coding region: 295-4500 (1401 amino acids)
Biological process (GO): regulation of apoptotic process
Molecular function (GO): ATP-dependent protein folding chaperone; ATP binding
Source: RefSeq, a predicted model, not a curated record